GUGCAGCGAACAAAAGACAGGAGCGAUCGCGAAAACUCUGACGAAAGAGUUGGUGAAAACAGAAAAACACAGAUUUUGUAAUUUUUUAUAAGCAAUUUUAUUUUAUCCAGCAAAAAGGGCUCGAACGAAGUGUAUAAAGAAACAUUACUUCACGGCGCUUCAACGACCUUAUUUUUCGUAAUUUCAUAAUUUAUCGUUUUUUAAUCAUAUAAUUCAUCCGAGGCCAAAACGAGAAAGCCUCAUUAAACUUUUGAUGUUUAAAUUUUUCACGUCGUCAGUUCUACCAGUGCAGAAUGGGGUCCGUGAACUGGCCUGACGUGCAUACAUUGUGGAUGUCGCUGUUGACUGACAUGCAGAUCGUUUUCCUUACCUGCAUCACGUUCCUCCUGAACUGGGCUGUCAUCAUCGACCGCCUGUUCUUCGGAGCGCUGUUAAUGGUGUGUGGCGGGGUGCUGUGCUGUCUGGAAUGGUGCCACGAAUGGUUGAACGGGAUCCUCACCAAUAAACUGGCGCUGAAGCUGGUGCUGUCCAUGGGGCAUGAUGCGUGCGGAGAGUGCGAAGGGUGUCGCGCCCGUGCUGCGGUGCAUCCGAAGACCGCAAGUGGGCCGCUGGUGGUCUACAAGAAACCGUCCAAUGGCAACGUCGUCAUAACGACGAAGACGGAAAAACUGAGCGUGACGGAAUCGGUGGCCACGCUGAAAACCAAUGUCAUGCAGUUGAUUGAGAUGCCGGAAUUGUUAGAGCCGGAUGAAGCGGGGAAGGAGGAGGUGGUGCCGAAGUCGAAUGUCCCGGAAUUGAUGGCGUCAAAUGGAAGAAAGAAGAAAUCGGACGGCAGGCGACGCCGUUAAAUGGUAUUUUGGCGCCGCAGCGAAAGUUCAGUUGGGAUGGAUGUACGCAGGCAACGAGAUUGGAAUAUUGUUUAAAUGGAUGGGAUAAUUUGCAACUUUUUCAGUGUUCCUCUGCACGCUUCGUGUUUGUUACGUACUACGAGUACUUUGAAUAUAUUAGCGAUUUAUUUGAGAAAAGCUACCGCUGCAUGCGCUGCUUUUGGCUUGUGAUCGUGAAUUAAGCACAAAAUUGUUCGUAUUUUAUCAGUUGGUGACAGAGGCGUACUACUCGAGUAGUGUUUCAUAUUGAAAGGUUUGGAUUGUAUUUCUUUUUCGAGAUGCGCUGCAGCGGGGAGGGUCUUCAAUUAUUGAUAUAAUAAGUACGGUAAUUCACCUUAACUGCUCAACAAAAACGUGCUUUCUUUGUUAGUGCGAAGUGGUAACGUUAUAAUUUUCUGCACACACUAAGAGUACUUGUUUGACUGGGAGACCGUGUACGAUUGAUAAAGGACAAGUUUAUUGUUCACGCUUUGAUUUCUUGAUCGACUUUCAGAUACCGUUAUGAAUUUGUCAAUAAAAA
This is a messenger RNA of Paramacrobiotus metropolitanus, 1407 nucleotides long. RefSeq lists its product as uncharacterized. NCBI's taxonomy places the organism in Eukaryota, Metazoa, Tardigrada, Eutardigrada, Parachela, Macrobiotidae. Bases 294 to 848 code for a protein of 184 amino acids. The record is from RefSeq and is a predicted model, not a curated record. The transcript is spliced from 2 exons.